AUGAUUAAACCUUAUCAGGAGUCAAUUGGACAAUGUAGGGCCUGGAAUGGACCUACUUCAACAAGUAAAAACCGUCAGAAAGCUGAAACACUUGGGAAUACUUUAUUCAUUAUUGACGCGACGGACUUCGGAGGCAUAGAAAUAUCAACAUAUUCAGAUUUUCCACACGAAGAAGAAGUCUUACUUCUACCCGAAACAUCAUUUACAGUUAUCGACGUUAAGGCUGACACCAAAACAAAAAAAACUAGCAUUUACUUGAAAACACAUUAUAAAAAAGAACUGGAACAACUAUGUACUCAAUACGAAACUGGUGAAUUACGCGAAUUAAUUCCAAGUUCGAAUACAAGUAUAAAUGUAGUUCCAGAUAGACGAUUUGUGAUAGUUGGCCUUAAUUCUGAUGAAUUUACUUCUAUAAUUGGAAAAUUGAGAAAUCACACUGAACAUUUAAUUAUUCAAAUCAAUACUGUUAAAGAGUUUGAAGAAUAUGUAAAUUCAAACACAGAGAUCAAAAUAACAAUUUUCAUCGGAAAUCAACAGUUUUUUUAUUUUUCGUCGAUUAUACAACAUGCCGAUACCAUUGAUAGUAUUUAUGUACUUGGCGGCAAAAGUGACACACAAUCAAUGGAGACGAACAUGAAAAUAGAAUUAAGAUUUACGUCUGUAAACGAUUUUUUAUCGGAAUUGGUAGAUCAACUGGCGAAUGAAUAUCGAGAAAAAGCGGAGUUCCUCGAAAGGCACGGUGAAAUUAGUUUAGCAAAUGAAAAGCACGACAUAGGACGCAAAAUAUACGAAACAUGGAUGACGCAUGCUGUUCAGCCAUCAGAAUACAAAGCACCACAGUGCAGCACAAUGGGACAAUUGUCAUUUCUUUUAUUUCAAACGAAUGCCGCUAACCAAGCGUUAAUCAUUAAAGAAAAAUUUGAACUGGUAACCGGCACAAUAUUGUUUUCUACCAGCAGUGAAAACCGUUGUUUAGAAUAUUUACAACUGAAUGCGACGAAAGAUUUUCUGAUAAUUAUAUGUGGAAAUGAUUUACCAGAAGCGAUUUGGAAAUCUGCCAAACGUUUUCCACAAAUAUAUGCUAUAUAUCUUUUCUGUUCUAACAACUAUUUCGAUACCGAUGGAAAAAUUCGAGGUACUUUUGAGAACGAAAAUAAUCUGUUUUAUCGGCUAACAAAUGAUGUUAUCGAUUAUUAUACUCUUGAAGCUGACGUUUACAUGCGUUCGGCUCAGCCUAAAUUGUCUAAUGACAAAUAUCAAGAAGCACUCAAUAUGAUGCAGGAUAAAUGUGGUCAAUAUCAUAAAGUUCAAAAGAUAUUUAUGCAGGAUCAAAAUAGGUUAGAGUACGAAUUAGUACACUUUGGUACUGACUAUUGCCAAGAAAUUGGAGAUCAGCACAACAAAGCCGAUAACGCAGUAGUAGCUGAAAUGUGUUAUCGAGAUGCACUACGACUGGUACCAGUACAAGUUGAGCACUUGAAGAAGAAACUUGAACAACAACAAACACAAGAAACGAUACCAGCGGAAAUUAGUGAAUUAAACGAACCUCAAGCAUCUGAUCACCCAGUAAUAAACGGAGAAAAAGUCGGUUUGUCUCCUUCAAUUGGAAUGCUAUCAACUAAGUUAUAG
Messenger RNA from Didymodactylos carnosus, 1629 nucleotides. The record is from the annotation of a GenBank genome assembly. NCBI's taxonomy places the organism in Eukaryota, Metazoa, Rotifera, Eurotatoria, Philodinida, Philodinidae.